Messenger RNA from Paraphaeosphaeria sporulosa, 1791 nucleotides. RefSeq lists its product as uncharacterized. The transcript has 3 exons. Gene Ontology annotation, biological process: regulation of DNA-templated transcription; DNA-templated transcription. Lineage: Eukaryota; Fungi; Ascomycota; Dothideomycetes; Pleosporales; Didymosphaeriaceae. Gene Ontology annotation, molecular function: DNA-binding transcription factor activity, RNA polymerase II-specific; zinc ion binding; DNA binding. The record is from RefSeq and is a predicted model, not a curated record. The coding region runs from base 1 to 1791 and encodes 596 amino acids.
AUGAGUGAUACUGCAACACCUUCGUUGAACACGCCCUUCAAACGGUCGGUUCGUCGUGUCGCUCUUGCGUGCAUACAAUGCCGUGCAAGGAAAGUCCGAUGUGACAGUUUACAACCUGCCUGUAACCGCUGUUGUGUAGACGAAAAAGAAUGCGAGUACCAAAAGUCACGGCGCGGCGGACGUCCACGUCGUCCAAUUACUGCGCCUAUUCAGAUUGCGGCUGGCGAACCUCACUCGCCAACUCAUUCCACAAACAACUUUGCGCUCAGCACAGAUAGCAGCUCGCUUGGGCUUGGGUCAUCUGGAAGUUCUACGACGCAGAGCGCCUGCGAAAGCCUGGAGUCGAAGUCCCCUGAGACAGUCCUACCGAACGGUGCGCGAUUGACGAAGACCAUGGUGGACCAGCUUCUGACCCAGUACUACACGUACUUCCAUGUAUCCCAUCCGUGUGUUCUUCCACGAUGGGCAUUGGAAACAAGAAUCGCGACGGAUACGGGCAUAGCGGACUUUCUACUUCCUAUCCUCUUUUACAUUGGCUCGAUAUUUGCCCAGUCAGUCGACUCAACCUCUUUGGCAAACGCUGCAUUUGAAGCAGUGAAGGCUGGGCAGCUGAACUCGACGGGAUCCACGCCGAAUCCGUACUUCAUACAGGCACUAAUGCUGUACUCAAUAGCAGUGUAUUGGUGUAACGAACCCGAAAGAGGUCGAGAGCUGCUGGAUGAAUGCAUCAAUGGAGCCUUCAUACUAGGUAUGCAUCAGAAAAGCUUUGCUGAAGAGAACAGCGACGGGGAUCCAGUCCUAGAAGAAAGCUGGAGGCGGACAUGGUGGCAGAUCCAUGUGACUGAUAUCCAUAUCGCUGGUAGCACGCACUCAUACAAAGGGCUAUCUGUAAAGUUCCCAAUCACGACCGAGUUGCCCUGCGAAGAAGAAGGUUAUGAAACUGGAAUCAUCCCAACACCAGCAACACUCAAAAACUACAACGCUAGAGAAUUCUCCGACAUGGAGUUCUCAUCGUUUGCUCAUUUGAUCGGCUUUUCACAAGGUCUUUGUAGGGUUCUUGCGACCCGACUGUACAACGAUACCGAGAGCGCCAGAACCACUUGCGCCAACGCCGACACAAUGAUGACGGCAUGGUGCUCGCUGCUUCCGGCAUCCAAACGAAGACUCUUACGAGACGAUGGAAGCGUCGACGAACUGCUGUUCAAAGCCACUAUACUUAUGCAUACGUGCAUCGUCGACCUACAUCGUCAGCUAUCGAACCUCCGAUACAGCGACAUCGAGUCGGUAUCGAAAUGCGCUCCCCCGCCUCCGCCGGAAUCGAACGAUUCAAUCAAAGAAGACGCACCCAUGCACACUUCCAAAGUGCUGUAUGCAGUCGAAAAACUCAACAGCCUCUUGACCUUGCCCACAAAAUUCAGUGUCCAUACCCCUUUCAUCAUCUGCAUGAUCGCAAACAUGACCAUCGCACACCUCUCCGCCUGUCGAUACAUCUUCCGCGAACCGAGGCUGUCACUCGAGCGUGAUAAGAUCCGUUUGAAUAUGGGGGUGCUUAAGAUGCUUGGCGAGUUUUGGCCUGCAGGACAGAGAGAGUAUAAAACGAUGGGAACCAUCGCUAGAGAGAUUCUGGCAUUGAAGGAGGAGGAGAUCCAAAUUCCAAAAGAGACGCCAAUCCUGCCACUGGAUACACUGGACUACAAUUUUCCUGAUUUUGAGGUCAAUUGGACCUGCGAUUAUUUUGCCACCAACCACGGCCCUUAUUCUUUUGAUGUUCCCGUCGACUGUCUUGUAUAG